AUGGGACAGUUCAGGGUGAGUUUGUACAGUCAUUGUUGUGGUACUUAACUUUUGAAGAAUUUUUAGUUAUAAUUAGUACUGUUUUAAGAGUAUUAGUAAUAUCUAGUACUAAAGGUACUAUAAUAUUACUCAAAUCACUAAGUACUCAAAAGUAGUACUAAAAACAGUCUCAAUAUUGUAAAAUACGUAAUCGAUAUACGCGUCAAACUAAAAUUUCAGAAAAAAUCGAUGGACAAAACGCUUCUGAAGCACAAUGGAAACUUGCCAAAGAUCACGAUGACCACAGAUGACGCCCCAACCACACAGCCAGUGUUUGACAAUAGGAAACAGUCGACAGGAACGUUGAAUCGUCUAAUAUUAGUAGCUCAAGCAUUAGAACAUGAGGUUGAUUCGAGGAGGCGAAGCGACAUAAACGGGUCUAGGAUUAUAUUAACCAUACGAAUGGCUAACAUGGUGCUUCUGGUAGGUUUUUUUGUUUAAAAAGACAAAUUUUUUCAAAUAAAGUAUAAGGUUGCUCAAAAAAUUCUGUGCUUACUAAUACCAAAAAUUUGGUUUGUGUAAGGGCUUAGAAUUAUUUGAACAACCUAUUCUAAGAAGUCUAGUUUUCUGGUAUACGUCUAUCAACACAAAGUGCAAAAAUUUAAACAUUUUUAUCAAAUUUUAAUUAUAUUUUUUCAGAUAUUAGUAAACGUACUGAUAUUUACCGGAGUAGGCCAAUACCAAGGUCGUAAUGGCAUGAGACAAUCACUGAUGUUAACAGCCAACAAAUGGACCUAUAAGAAAGAACAUCGACUGCCGUUUACGUUUUCAGAAAUGAAAUUGACAGGACAGUACGUAUCUGGAGUACUAUCAGCUGUGAUGUUAUGUCUAACGUUGGUACUACAACUUGUACAUUGCUUUAAGUGCAAACAUUCCAAACUUAUGGUAAGUGUAAUAUAGUUUUAUAGCAUUUUCUAGACCCAGUUGAAGCCUUAACAUAGUAAAAUAAAUUUUUGACUAACAAUCAAUAAGCAAGCUUUAUAAUGUUGUAUUUACCUUCAUUAUGCCGUACUAACCACUUUUACUUGAUUCAUAUACAUACAUCUAUAGACACAACUUACAAAAUUGACCUAAAUUUUAAAUUUCAGUGCAUAUGCUAUUCCUUUGGAUGUGUGCCAUUCUCGUUGUUGGUAUUUGGCCUAGAGAUGCAUUAUAGUGCAUGUCCAUGGCUAGAUGACUUUUAUCGAAGUGAAAUCCUUCGCCGGGACUUUAACGCAGUAGAAAAGUACUUUGAUACUCAAUGUGGCAUCAAUGGAUGGGCAUUAGCUGGGGUAAGGUUUUUUAUUUUUAGGUAUUAACUUUGGUUUUUAAAUAUAAAUAUAUUAGUGUGUAUAAAAAAGAUUGAGCUAAUGAACUCCAUUCGAAAUUUUGGUUUAAAUUAUAUAUAUUCAGUACGAUUUAUAUACUAUUCAGUACGACAGAUUAGACACGAAACUACUAAACUAUUCCAAACACUUUUCGGCUUACAAUUUUCUGUUUUUGGCCACAAGCUAAGCUGUUUCAAAGUAAAAUGCAAAUAAAUUCUUAAAAUGGCAAAUUUCUAAAAUUAUCGUCAAACAAUGACAAGAUAUUACCAGAGUCAUAUGGGGUUUGAUUACAUUGUGACGUUGCAUUUAAAGAUUCCGAGGAAGGAUAAUGUUGCGAAUUCAUAAGGUUGUUUCUAUAAAUAAUAAAUUUACUAGGGAUUGUCGCACAAUGGACAUCGACGUAUUUUACCAUAAACAAAGUAAAAAAAUUAAUAAAACCAAAAUUUUAAAAUUUCAAAAACUGUUUUUCAGAUAUUCUCUCUACUAUCAUGUGGCCUGUUCGUGAGUGAAGGCCUAAUCACAGCGUUCUUCCGUUCCGGCGAGCCUCACGAUGACAAUGGCGAGAAAAGCGAAACCAUACUGUAA
Bursaphelenchus okinawaensis is the source of this 1931-nucleotide messenger RNA. The record is from the annotation of a GenBank genome assembly. NCBI's taxonomy places the organism in Eukaryota, Metazoa, Nematoda, Chromadorea, Rhabditida, Aphelenchoididae.